AUGGAGAAAGAGAUCUUUGUCUCUAACCUUCCAGAAAGUGUUACAGAGGUAACUAAUUUUGUAUCGGAUAUAUAUACAUAUGAAUGGGAAUGGCAGUUUGGUAGCAGCAGAGUCCGUGAGCUACCUUUUCAAAUAGUUUUUAUUUAAUUUUUUUUUUUAAACAUAUUUUUUAUAAUUCAGUAAUGAUAUUUUGAUGUGUCUCUAUUUCUCACAAGCAAAAAAUAUAUCUAUAUUAUUUCCACCUUCUUCACCAGAGGAGUUCACUCAUCAGUUCUGCACUGUUUUGCUUCUAGGGUUUAUGUAAUUAUACAGAAAUAAAAACUGUGCUGCCUGACAUGUACCAAUCUUUUUUUUCAUUUUUUUUAUUUUUGUAUUUUUAUUUUUAGAUUUACUUAAAGGUUUUUAUAUUUGUCUUAUGUUGGUGUUUGUUUUCACUCUCUUUUUUUCUUUAUCGUUCUUUCUCCUCACCUCUUCUUUCUUUUUAGAGAGAGACUUCAACUCUUCCUGAGCACCUUGAGCCUGUAUGUGUUUUGAAACAGGAUGACGUCCUCUGGUAGGUUGACUUUCAUGACUGUGGCAUUGAGGUCAAAACUGAAUAGGGAUAUGUGUUACUCAUUACCAUUAUCCCUGCUUUCUUCAAAUUUCACUGAUUAAUGCACUUAAUAUUUUAGUUCUAUUGGAGCAUCUAGGGCAACUCUAUUUGGCAGGUAUGCUUAAGAGUUGCAUGAUUUCGGGGGGCGGGGCUUGGCUGCCAAGCAGUGAGGAAGCUCAGGGCUGCAGCUAUCCCGAACCGAUGCAGUUUAUCAACGAAUUUAGCAACCAUACUUACUACACCCACAUUUAACCAGGCACCCCUGUCUGGGGAACAUCUGGGGAACACAUAGGUACCAAAAAGCAGCUCCAUUUUUACCUUUGUGCAGCACUGCACUAUUGGCGACCUAUUAACUGAUGUGGCGCAGGAGGGACGGCCACUCUCUUGUAGCUAGCAUAGCCCGGCAUCCACACCUGCCGAACCAGCUUCCUCCACCUCGGAGGCCUUGUUACUAUGCCAUCAAGCUGAGGAAAUGCUGAAAGAGUCUUCCAGACUCUUUUCUAAAAUGGGGGAUGCCAUGUGCUCUUUUGUGUCUACUCUCGACGGAAUCUUUGCUCAGUUCUGGCUAAAGCUGACUCAAAGACUGCAAUAUCAUGUUCACAAUAAUAAAUAACCCAAAGCACACCAGGUAAAGUUAGCAUAUAAAAAGUUUUUAUUCAUCCAGUGAUUCAGUAAAAAUGGUAUGCAAAGUGCAAAUAGCAGUAUGGGCAUUUAAACAUAAAAUCACAAACCCAUAUUAAGUAUGUGAAAUAUAAAGAUAAGUGCUUACAGUAUAUACUCGAGUAUAAGUCUAGUUUUUCAGCACAUUUUUUGUGCUUAAAAACCCCCACUCGACUUAUACUCGAGUCACUGUCUGUAUUAUGGCAACUUAGAGAGCCGCGGCCGUCAGAGCCAUGGCAACGAUCCGCGCGGCAACCAGACCGCGAGACUUACAGUGGAGCUGACCAGAACGGAGGAGAAGUGAGCUGACAGGAGCUGCAGGAAAGGUAAGUAAAUGCCUCCUGCCGGCCCCCCCACUUCACAGCCCAUGCCACUGGACCACCAGGGAUUAAGAUAGCCCCCCUCCCUGACCAGUUAACAAGCAGGCGGGGGGGACAACAUUUUUUUAAAAUAAUAAAAAAAUAAUAAUAUUAAAAUAAAAAAAAUUUAAAAUAAUAAAAAUGCCCUCCCCCCACCCAGUUCUCACACACUACACAAACACACACUCUGCAUUAUAUACACACUCUGCAUUAUAUACACAGAGUGUGUGUAUAUAUACAGAGUGUGUGUAUAUAAUGCAGAGUGUGUGUUUGUAUGUGUGUGUGUGUAAUGCAGAGUGUGUGUGUGUAUAUAAUGCAGAGUGUGUGUUUGUAUAAGUGUGUGUGUAUAUAAUGCAUGAGUGUGUGUGUAUAUAAUUAUAAAAAUCACAGAAUUUCAUAGCCCCAAGUUUUACCCUCGACUUAUCCACGAGGCAUAGCAUAUUUCACAAUUGUUGGUCACAAAACUGCACUCGACUUAUACAUGAGAUCGACUUAUACACGAGUAUAUACGGUAGUUAGAAAUCCCACAAACCCAUAAUAAUAUAGGCAUACUAACCCAGAAUAGGAGAUACAGCAACCCAAACGUUUCGGCGUCUAGCCUUCCCCAAGUAAGCAAUGGCCCUGUUCUGCAUCCUGCCAAGCUUUGAGGGCGGCAGGUUGGACCAUACGAAUGCUACCAGGUUUCUGCUACACGACGAUCCGACGUUUGCAAGCUAGCAUUCCAUCAAGCUUGCUACAGAAUUUACCGUGGAGGAACUUUGCUCAACCCCUGCAGGGAAUUGGCUGAAUGAAGUGUGAGGUCCAGGACUUAAUCUCUGUUAUCGUACCUCACCAUUUAUUCUCAUGCUAGCAUCUAUUUAGCACUUGUUUUGAUUAUUAUAAUUUUAUGUUUUCAAUUACUGAGCUUCAUUUUGUUAAUUAUUUUUGUAUUUUGCGAUGGGGCUUAGCUUAACUAGUCCUGGCAUAUCUAGGUUAUCUAUUUAGGUGGAAUUUUCUUCUGUCUCGCAGCCAUAAUUAUCUAAGUUGUCACCUAUGACUCACUUCAGAAGGCAUAUUACUAGUUUUAGGUGUUUCAGAUUACUGCUGUCUUCUGCAUCCACGAUGACUCUAAGUAGACUAGGUGGCUAUAGCUCCAUAGAUGUGUUUUUGCUUUGAUGAAAUGCUCCUCUGUUUCUAAGUUUAAUUUACUAAAAACACAAAAUGAGGCGUAGUUUAGCAGUUUGCGCCAUGUCAUGCUACCUUCUUAUUUAUUCUUCCUGUACUGACGCAUGUUUGCUCUUAUUGAAUGUUCAAUCUUAUACAUGUCUCAAUAAAAAAAACUGACCUAAAGAGUUGCAUGAUUUUGGUUGUCUUAUGAUUCUGUACCAAAGUUCAAUUUUCUUGCUUGGAUUUUUGCUUGGAACAGUGCAUCAUUUUAAAACCAGUACGGAAAAAGGAAAUCUCUCUCUUCUGACCUCUAAUGCUUUAGUAUGAUUGCUGAAUUACUAUAUUAAAUGUUUCUGUUUAGAGAUUUUCUCAUGCUGCAUAUACUGCAUCUAAAGGAAAUUGUAUAUGUUUCACCUGUAAAUUAUUACAUAUUUCUUUUUUUUUUUUUUUUUUAUAGCUUUGCAGUUGUGGAACGUAUUGCCCCACAAAGUGUUUCCCUUGAGGUAGAGCAGCAAAAUGGAACUAUCUUUAAUGGACACCAGCUCACUGUGCAGUCCAUGAGCUCUGACAAUGAGCAGCAACCAGACAAAUCUCCAGCCCUACCUGGCCCCAUGCCGGUAAUAAAUUAG
Molecule: messenger RNA, 3386 nt
Organism: Pelobates cultripes (western spadefoot toad)
Lineage: Eukaryota; Metazoa; Chordata; Amphibia; Anura; Pelobatidae
Source: the annotation of a GenBank genome assembly